Molecule: messenger RNA, 1632 nt
Organism: Galendromus occidentalis (western predatory mite)
Lineage: Eukaryota; Metazoa; Arthropoda; Arachnida; Mesostigmata; Phytoseiidae
Exons: 2
Coding region: 103-1632 (509 amino acids)
Source: RefSeq, a predicted model, not a curated record
GUUCGCACUGCUGCGCCCGAAUUCCAUGAAGCUAGAGAAGACGUCGAGCGAUCCGGGUCUCGGUAACUCACGAGAGACGAACGUGGUAAAACCGGCGGUAGGAUGCUCGUGAAUCAGCACGCAGUCGACCCGCGGAUGCCGUGCCCUGGUUCUCAUUUCGAGGGCAAUGAGUACAUCAAGCGAGUCCGGGACCUGAUAGAAGACAAGCCUUUCGAAAUAAAACCCGGCGAUCGGAGGGCGUUCGGAGUUUUAGUUCAUCACUUCGCUCACAACAAAAACCGAGAACUGAUCCUUCCCUGCAUAGACCUGAUGAUAUGCCGGGGAUUCAUCUGUUCAGCGUACAAUCCCGGCGACUAUUCCGGUGUCGUGUGCCGAAGACAUGAGAAAUGUUGUUCGCGAACUAAACUCUUCAUAGAGCUCCUUCAUUUCUUCCGUCUGUUCCAUCGGAGGUCGGCCGCACUGUCAGUGCGGAAGAGAGACUUGAUGCUCCUGGACGCCGUGCUGAUCCUAAGUCGUGACACUACUGAGGAAGACUUCCUCGAGUUCGAAGAGACGAGCGCCGAGGAAAUAGCUUUGAUCUUCGAAUGUCAACAGAUCCAGAUAAUCGAUGAAGCACUGUCCAUAAAAAAAGGCUUCAAGAUUGAGAAACUCGAGGACUUGGAAUACUUUCGAAAGGCGCAAGCUAUCCGUGACCGGCACGGGGUUGAGCGUGAUCCCCGUCCGGCGAAAUGCUUCGAGUCCAUGGAGGAUAUAGACGCUCUGGUGGAGCAGCUGGAGCAGAGGAACCCGGUGGAAUUCCUCAGCCAGUCCUACGCUCUGGGUCUGAUCAACAGCCGGCUGCUUCGAACAAUGUAUCACACCGCGAAUGAUUUCGAGCAGCUGGUCAGCCUUCUGGAUCGAACGGCGGACUCCCGGGACCAUUACGAUGACGUGAAUCUGAACCGAGAACACUCCCGGAUGUUCAUCGCUGCAUUCAGCCACAUCCGGAGACUGCAACCAACUUGGUUCCAAGCGGUUUUGCUCUUCCUGAUCGGCGUCAAUGUUCCUGACGGUUGGCACCUGCCCUGCACAGAUUUGGAAACCAUACCUCAACGCUAUCUUGAUAUCUAUCUCCAUUAUCUGCUCAUCUACUCGCUUAAAUGUCUCACGAAGCCCGAUCUCCGGAUCGACGACUUGGAGCUGAUGAACAAUCUGUUGAAACUGCCCGGCAUCAUCGACAGACUCCUGGCUCGCGGCGCGUCGCUGGUUUACGCUGCGGACUCACACGCUGCCGUCAGGAAACUGCUCUAUAGAUAUUGUCCGAGCAUACUGCUCCGCAGCGCGUACGUCGACGCGCCUUUCACGGCGCUCUCCAGCCUCGGAGCUCUUAUCAGACUGACGCAGAUCCGCAGAGAACUCACUUUCGGAGAUUGGCUUCCAGACCUUUGUUGCCAUGUUCGGAGACUGAACACGAUCUUCUUCCACGAUAACACUCGCCUCUCCCCACUGCGAUGUCUCGCGGCCCGUGCCUACGUUCUGGACAGGGAUUGUAAGGAGCUCCCCGUCGGCUUACGUGGGACGAUACUUCUACAUCAAGACCUCAAGCACAUAAUCAGCCCAAAACCCGAGAUCAAAGAUCCGAAAAACCCUUGA